Fibroporia radiculosa is the source of this 1287-nucleotide messenger RNA. RefSeq lists its product as uncharacterized. The coding region runs from base 1 to 1287 and encodes 428 amino acids. NCBI's taxonomy places the organism in Eukaryota, Fungi, Basidiomycota, Agaricomycetes, Polyporales, Fibroporiaceae. The record is from RefSeq and is a predicted model, not a curated record. The transcript is spliced from 2 exons.
AUGUCAUCUCAACCUGUGACCCCACCCCUUGGUAUGCCAGAAGAACCAGUAGUCGAACCCGGAGCGCCGUCCUGGAAUGCUCCUAUCCCUGAGCGAAUGCUUGCCCAACUAUUAGACAUUUGUCCUGUGGUGUCGCGCUCUCUUCCAAUCGAAUUAUGGGAUGAGGUGCUUGGCUAUGUGUCGUACGAUUGGAGAUGCGACCUCCGGACCCGCGGGUCGCGAGAAGCCCGGCUGCAAAAACUUGGGAGGGUGUGUCGGGGAUGGUACGCCCGAUGCCGCUUUCUUGUCUGGGAGGAGUUAACUAUGGCUUCCUAUGUCAACAACAAGACGCAGAUGGAUCGCCUGAUCAAAACACUGGACGAGCAGCCCGAGCGGUGUCGUGUAAUCAAGGCGGUUUACAUCCGUUCGGAAUUCCUCUCCGGGGGCCUCCUUGGGCCGUUCGUUGCGUGCAUGGCACAGAAACUACCCCGAAUACAAUCGCUUGAAUUCAGACGCUGCAAGUUGGCGGCAGAGCAGCUGGGCGUGCAAGUCUUUCGCGAUGUGACUCUUACAUUCGGAUCGGCCACGGUGCUCAAGCUCUUCCGUGUGGAUUUCUCUUCUGCGAUGGAGUUCGAGAUGCUUGUACGCGCGCUCCCGCGGCUCGUCUCCCUCACCUGCGAUGAGGUAGACUUUAAGGAUCGUCGCAAUGUGGUGGCUACUGUCGGAGCGCUACAUCCCCUCCGACUCGAGACUGUUGAUCUGUGUGGUUGCGAUGAUGUGAUCGACUUCCUCAUGUCGACCGGUGCCCGCAUCCGCCAACUUUUCUGCAUUAGCGCAAACCUGCCUCGGACGUUCUCGAAGCUGUUUGUGGCGAUCGCCGAGUCGCUUUUGUUCCUGGAUAUGUAUGGCAUGUAUUCCAGGUUCGAUGAUGGACCCCCACUUCUUUCCCCACUUGUCAAUCUGCGUACCUUGUCAUUCCUUCCCAAAGAUAUGAGACAUGUUGUCCAUGUGCUGUCUCUCGUGACUCUUCCUAAGCUGAUCGAGGUCACAGUCAGAAUAAGGGUACUUGAUAUUCUACAACUUCCUCGCAAGCUUGAUCGUGACUGCUGUACAUCAAUCGACAACGCACUCUCUGGCUCUCAAUAUCCAGCCCUGAAAAGGGUUAUUUUUCAUGUCGUCCUUACCGAGCGGGGCGAUCCACAGACAAUGUACGAGGACUCCUGCGCGCGUGAAAUGUCAUGCAAGUUCCCUACACUGCACGGUAGUGGACGGCUUAGGCGAGUACUUUACCGCAUAUCAACGCCGUGA